AUGUGUGGUAAAACAUGUCUUUUAUUUGCAUUUAAAGAUGAUCGAUUCAUUCCAACUCAUGAUGCUACUAUCUUUGAUACAUAUGUUGCCGACAUUCAAGUCGAUGGAAAAACUAUUGACUUGGCUCUAUUUGAUACAGCUGGCCAAGAAGAUUUCGAUCGUCUUCGUCCACUUUCGUAUCCUGAUACGAGUGUUAUAUUGAUAUGUUUUAGUGUUGAUUGUCCUGUAUCAGCAACCAGCGUCAUUGAAAAAUGGAUGCCUGAAGUACGACAUUUUUGUGGACAAUGCCCGGUAAUAUUAGUUGCUUGUAAAAAAGAUUUGAGAACAAAUACUGAAACAGUUGAAAAAUUAAAAUUAGAUGGAGAAAAACCGGUGUCAACUGAUGUUGGUCAACAAAUAGCUUCGCAAAUCAAGGCUGAUGCUUAUAUGGAAUGUUCAGCUAAAACUCGUGAUGGUGUACAAGAAUUAUUUGUAUAUGCUGCUCGUUUAUCACUUAAAGGUAGAUCUAAAAAGAAACACUUAUGUAAUUUAUUUUAA
Molecule: messenger RNA, 537 nt
Organism: Rotaria socialis
Lineage: Eukaryota; Metazoa; Rotifera; Eurotatoria; Philodinida; Philodinidae
Source: the annotation of a GenBank genome assembly